Molecule: messenger RNA, 1824 nt
Organism: Trichoderma gamsii
Lineage: Eukaryota; Fungi; Ascomycota; Sordariomycetes; Hypocreales; Hypocreaceae
Exons: 2
Coding region: 1-1824 (607 amino acids)
Biological process (GO): transmembrane transport; oligopeptide transport
Cellular component (GO): membrane
Molecular function (GO): dipeptide transmembrane transporter activity
Source: RefSeq, a predicted model, not a curated record
AUGAGCAACGCUGCCGGCCUUGAGGUCGAUGUCAUUGCCGAGGCCGACCGUCGCGCGGCUGGCUUUGACGACAAGGAGACUGUUUUUGACGAAAAGGCACAUGCCAACGUCGACGUUGACACUAUCAGCAACGAUGACGAGGUAUUCGACGACACACCCACCGAGGACGAGUUGCGCACUCUGCGCCGUGUCUCGGGAAGCAUCAAGUGGGCCAUGUACACCAUUGCCUUUGUUGAGCUUUGCGAGCGUUUCUCCUACUAUGGAUCGUCCAUCCUGUACACCAACUUUGUGAACCGACCUCUUCCUCCUGGUUCCACGACUGGUGCUGCUCCCUCUGCCGAUGGUCUUCCUGGCGCUCUGGGAAUGGGCCCCAAGGCUGCCAUGGGUAUCAGCUUGUUCAACCAGUUCUGGGCCUACAUCAUGCCUCUCCUGGGUGCCUGGGUUGCUGAUGCUCGUAUGGGUCGUUUCUGGACUCUCCACGUUGCCAUUGCCAUCUCUACCGUUGCCCACGUCAUCCUCGUCGCCGCUGCCGCCCCUGCUGUCAUUGUCAAGAAGGACAGCGCCUUUGCCGCCUUCAUCAUCGGUCUCAUCACCCUCUGCACCGGCACUGGCUUUUUCAAGGCCAACGUCUCUCCUUUACUUGCCGACCAGAAUGAAGACAGACGCAUGCGUGUCAAGGUUCUCCCUUCUGGCGAGCGUGUCAUCGUUGACCCUGCAGUGACCAACACCCGUAUCUUCCUCUACUUCUACCUCGCCAUCAACAUCGGAUCUCUUGCCGGUCAGAUCAGCAUGGUCUACGUUGAGAAGUAUGUCGGUUUCUGGCUGGCUUUCCUCAUCCCUACCGGCAUGUUCCUUCUUGCUCCCUUCGUUCUGUGGAGCCAGAAGAAGCAGUACAAGCUCACUCCUCCCACUGGUUCUCUGCUCCAAAAGUUCCUGCAGAUGUUCUGGUACGCCCGCAAGCAGUCCAAGGGCUUCAAGAUCAACUGGGAUCUUGCUCGUCCCUCGCGCAUUGCCAUUAGCGAGCGCCCCAAGUGGAUGACUUACGAUGACGCCUGGGUUGAUGAGGUCCGCCGUGGUCUGAUGGCCUGCAAGGUCUUCCUCUUCCUCCCCAUCUUCUUCUUGUCCUACAACCAGAUGACUGGUAACCUGACCAUCCAAGCCGGCACUCUUGAGCGACAUGGUGUCCCCAACGACAUUAUUCAGAACCUCAACCCCAUCUCCAUUGUUAUCAUGAUUCCUCUCAUCGAUCACCUGCUCUACCCUGGUCUUCGCAAGCUUGGCAUUGCUUUCACUCCUAUCAAGCGUAUGGCCACUGGUUUCCUGAUUGCUGCCCUUUCCAUGGUUGCCUCUGCCGUCAUGCAAUACUACAUCUACAAGAAGAGCCCUUGCGGUAACCACGCCAACGGAACAACCAUCAUUGAUGGCGAGGAAGUGCCCUGCCCUCCCGCCCCCAUCAAUGUAUGGGCCCAGUGCUUGCCCUACAUCCUGAUUGGUAUUGCCGAGAUUUUCGCCAACGUCACCUCUUACGAGUAUGCCUACUCUAAGGCCCCUGAGAACAUGAAGUCUCUGGUCAUGAGUGUCAACCUGUUCAUGAGUGCCGUUUCCGCCGCCAUUGGCGAGGCCUUCACUCCCAUGUCUGACGACCCCCUGUUGGUCUGGAACUACACCACCGUCGCCUGCAUUGCCUUUGUCGGUGGUAUUGCUUUCUGGUUCUGCUUCCGCCAUCUCGAUUCCGAGGAAGACAAGUGGAACAUGCUCAAGAAGUCCGAGUAUAUUGGCCAGAACCAACCUGGUGUUGGCAAGGCUGCCGACGAGGAUGCCUAA